UUGUCACACGACGGCUGCACAGGCAAGCUGCCGGUGGAAUAGAAGAAGCCACGGUUACCUCCAAUCAGUAGACGCUACAUGGAUGUAAUCAAGAUUACAGCCACUUUUUUGAUGUUCGUCAUCUGUGUGAGUGCCAUACCGAAAUUGCUGCAGAUCAACGGGAUUCCGAGAAUGGAAAACUGCCGACGUCACUCUGCCAAUUCGGGGCGCAUAGCAGGCUUGUGUUGGUACUUAUGUGAUCGUAAGCCCCUAAGUUACGACUUGGAAAAGGAUGGAUCCCCUUGUACUACGCCCGGACAGAAAAUCGGCGUAUGCAGCGGUGGUUUCUGCAUAAGUGCUGCGCAUCCUUGGACCCUGCAAGAGCCAGCAACAAAUGGAAAACAGAGAACAACUCAGCAACCACUAGUUGGCGGGAAAGGAAGCACUUCGGCAUUGCCUGUGUCUGAGAGCCUUCCGGAGGUAAGCUGGACGAAACGAAAGAAGGACGAAGUCGUGUUCACCGACAGUUGCAGCCAGUUUGAUGAAGGCCAAAAGAAAGUGAAGACCGAAACGGACGGAACGCCCUGCGAGGAAGGAAAAUCACACGGUUCCUGUUUCCACGGGCAAUGCGUUGGAGCAUUCCAAAUUAUGAAUAAAAUCUACCCAGAGGAUGAAACACAUGGUAAUCUAUGUUCGGGGUACAAGCUGAAUAGAACGACGGACGGUGCGGUUAUGGAUUGCUCCUACUGGUGCAUAGCAGGACCGAAUAAGUACAGCGUUGACAUCCUGGACGGGACGUUGUGUGCUGAUUCGGACGCCGACAAAGGACUCUGCAUGGAAGGCAGUUGUGAUGUGUCGCAAUCGCCCAAGCCGGCCGUGAGCAAGGCAGGAGAAAGAGACCAGGAGCAAGUCAGGAGAACGACCGGGAUGCCACAACACCAAGACCCCUGGACACCCUUUGCAGAAAAAGACGAUCUAUCGAGCUCCGGCCCAAAUAUCACGAAAGAACUUCCGCUUGUGACGGCUCUAACACCACCAUCACAUCCGCUUACUGACACAUACAGUCAUGAGAACAUGACUAGAAACCCACAUUUUAGUGAAAUAGUCACUCUCACAACACAGAAUUUUCUAUCAAGAGAGAUGAAGCAAGCAAAAAAAUUACCUGAAGACAGCUAUGAUACAACACCUAAUAAAAGUUUGAGUAAACUUCCUUUACCAACACAGGAAAUUGAGCCUUCAGGCCAUAGAACAGCCAUAUUACAGAAAAUAACUUAUAAAACGACAGCGAAUCCUCAUUCGGUAACAAGAGAAGGAUCAGCUUUAACACAUGCCCAUACCAUACCAAUCAGUCACAACGCAGAAACUCAACCUGAAGGACCAGGUUCCAACGAAAUGGACCGUUCGAGAAGAUUGCCCUACGUAAUAUUCACAGACUUUUUUUACAAGUUUGCAACCACUGCGAGGAUGUCAGAAGUGGUAUCCAAUGUCCACAGCAAAGGUGCUGACAAUGGUACUACAUGAAUUGCAUGGCCAACGAUGACUGCUCCCACCAUUUCAGUCGCCAUUUAUACCAGUGGUAACUAAAGCGCCUGAGAAAAUAAUCAUUUCAUGCUGCUUUGUGACGUGGAAGAGCAGCUAACAUUACGACACUCAAAGCGCCGCGUGUUCAAUACAUUUGUUAAGGGGUUAAAUAAAACCACACAAGCGAAUAGUUUUGCGCAUGUUGGUUAUUCAUCGUAAUACAAAUAAGGUAGCGCAGUAACAACGAGAUACAAGUCGAGACAGGACAAGCGCUGGCGCUUGUCUUGUUAGGAUUAAUGACAGGAUAAAUAAAACUAGGAUAAAUAAACUAGCACAAAAACAGGAUAAAUAAAUAGAAUAACGACAAAAUAAAUAAAACGAAGCUGCUUAAAGGACCGUUUUCAUACAGACAGCGAUGCGGUAUAACUGAGCGAAAUAAUGUAGCUAUCUGUUAUUGUACGUUGCUGCCGCUGAAACUCUGCUGCCUUUCCGGUUCUGAAUGUAUUUUGUUUUCAUUUUCCCCAGCACUUUGGCGUCUUUAGAGCAAUAGCUUUGCGCAGCCAAGCUUGGCGCAUUCACAGCGUUGCUAUAGGCUGUCUUCACAGAUGCCGGCAAUAAGUGAAACACAGGUGUCGAAAGUACGUGCCGGCGUUCUCCAGAACAUCCCGCCGCCUAGCGACGAUGAAAACGAAGACAGAACCCCUGCUAUUGAAAUAAUAUUUCCAUUUUACUCGUUUUCAUAGAAAAGGUGGCAUAAUUAUGCAGUCUUAUUCACUUGGAAUCUUUGCGCCAAUACCUCUUUUUUCGCGUACGGAUCAGGCCAAAUCAAUAACAGCUAAUCAGAGUCAUCGCGCCACUCUUUAUUGCAUGCUACGAGACUGUAUGCCCGAUUAUCGUGCGCUAUUACCUUUGCAAAUGUGAGUAAAAGGAUUGUGGAGUACAGGAGCCUGAAUACACGCGAACACACAGGAACGUUGCGAGAGCUUCAGGUAAACUCAUCUGACGUCAUGACUUUGCAAUUUGGCAAAUCAUUGCGCGGAAGCCCGAAGAGUGGAAGAGCGUUGGCGGAAGGGAAAGUUCUCGACCUCUUGACCAGUAGCACUACGCUUCAGUAGAAACACAUAAGGGUUUCUUGGAAGGAAAGCUUUGCAAUUGAAAAAUAAUUGUUUUUGGUCUGGUUUCCUUUGUAGCAGGCGUCCUGCAGUUCGCUGGGUGAAAAAUUAUCCCUUUCAUACUCUGCAGUUUAUGCACAAAAAGCCGAAGCAACACGUGAACCACGUAACGGAAAGAAAGCAUUAAUGUUCGAAAAGCUCUAUUUAUUUACUAUUUUAUUGCACCCUCAGGACCAAAGGCAUCACCAAGAGGAAUGGUAAAAAAAAUCUGGAAUAAUAAAAUAAGGCAGCGAAAGACAAGUGUUAAGGUGAACUGAAGCCUGGAGCGUGGAUGUCAGCUAUGACCAUACGAAAUUUUGAGUUCUUUGCAAUCGGAGUAAUGGCUCCUUGAAGGGGGUUCCGCACUUUAAAAGUACUGGGGAUGGAAAAAGAAAUUAUGACACGCUCUAGUGCGGCACUUCAAAAUUGCUCCAUGUGGGCGAUGAUCAAUGCAAGAUGAAAUGUAUG
Molecule: messenger RNA, 3119 nt
Organism: Dermacentor silvarum
Lineage: Eukaryota; Metazoa; Arthropoda; Arachnida; Ixodida; Ixodidae
Exons: 10
Coding region: 79-1500 (473 amino acids)
Source: RefSeq, a predicted model, not a curated record